Molecule: messenger RNA, 2355 nt
Organism: Puma concolor (puma)
Lineage: Eukaryota; Metazoa; Chordata; Mammalia; Carnivora; Felidae
Source: RefSeq, a predicted model, not a curated record
AUGACUUCUGUCCUGUUUCUCUGUUUGAAGAACAUAAGGACAUUCCUCACGGCCUGUUGCGAGACAUUUGGAAUGAGAAAGAGUGAACUCUUUGAAGCAUUUGACCUGUUUGAUGUUCGUGACUUUGGAAAGGUUAUAGAAACACUGUCACGACUUUCUCGCACACCUAUAGCGUUGGCCACAGGAAUCAGGCCCUUCCCAACAGAAGAAAGUGUUAAUGAUGAAGACAUUUACAAAGGCCUUCCUGAUUUAAUAGAUGAAACCCAUGUGGAAGAUGAAGAAGGUCUCUACGACUGUGUUUAUGGGGAAGACGAAGGUGGAGAAGUCUAUGAGGACUUAAUGAAGGCAGAGGAAGCACAUCAAGCCAAAUGUCCAGAAAAUGACAUACGAAGUUGCUGCCUAGCAGAAAUUAAGCAGACAGAAGAAAAAUACACAGAAACGUUGGAGUCAAUAGAAAAAUAUUUCAUGGCACCGCUAAAAAGAUUUCUGACAGCAGCAGAAUUUGAUUCAGUAUUCAUCAACAUUCCUGAACUUGUAAAAGUUCAUCGGAACCUAAUGCAAGAGAUUCAUGAUUCCAUUGUAAAUAAAAAUGACCAGAACUUGUAUCAAGUUUUCAUUAACUACAAGGAAAGGUUGGUUAUAUAUGGGCAGUACUGUAGUGGAGUGGAGUUGGCCAUCUCUAGUUUAGACAACAUUUCUAAGACAAAAGAAGAUGUAAAACUGAAAUUAGAGGAAUGUUCCAAAAGAGCGAAUAAUGGAAAAUUCACUCUUCGAGAUUUGCUUGUGGUUCCUAUGCAACGGGUUUUAAAGUAUCACCUUCUUCUCCAGGAACUGGUCAAACAUACCACUGAUCCUAUGGAGAAGGCAAAUCUGAAACUGGCUCUUGAUGCGAUGAAGGACUUGGCACAAUAUGUGAAUGAAGUGAAAAGAGAUAAUGAGACCCUUCGUGAAAUUAAACAGUUUCAGCUAUCUAUAGAAAAUCUGAACCAACCAGUUUUGCUUUUUGGACGACCUCAGGGAGAUGGUGAAAUUCGCAUAACCACUCUAGACAAGCAUACAAAGCAAGAAAGGCAUAUCUUCCUGUUUGAUUUGGCAGUGAUUGUAUGUAAAAGGAAAGGCGAUAACUAUGAAAUGAAGGAAAUAAUAGAUCUUCAGCAGUACAAAAUAGCCAACAAUCCUACAACUGAUAAAGAAAAUAAAAAGUGGUCUUACGGCUUCUACCUCAUCCAUACCCAAGGACAAAAUGGGUUAGAAUUUUAUUGCAAAACAAAAGAUUUAAAGAAAAAAUGGCUGGAACAGUUUGAAAUGGCUUUAUCGAACAUAAGGCCAGACUACGCAGACUCCAAUUUCCAUGAGUUCAAGAUGCACACCUUCAGUCGGGUUACAUCCUGCAAAGUCUGCCAGAUGCUCCUGAGAGGAACAUUUUAUCAAGGCUAUUUAUGUUUUAAAUGUGGCGCGAGAGCACACAAAGAAUGUUUGGGAAGAGUAGACAAUUGUGGCAGAGUUAAUUCUGCUGAACAAGGGACGCUCAAACCACCGGAGAAACGGACCAAUGGACUACGAAGAAACCCGAGACAGGUGGAUCCAGGUUUACCAAAGAUGCAGGUCAUUAAGAACUAUACUGGGACACCACCCCCGGCUCUUCAUGAAGGACCCCCGUUACAUAUCCAGGCAGGGGAUACGGUUGAACUUCUGAGAGGAGACGCACACAGUCUGUUUUGGCAGGGUAGAAAUUUAGCAUCUGGAGAGGUUGGAUUUUUUCCGAGUGAUGCUGUCAAGCCUUGCCCCUGUGUCCCCAAACCAGUAGAUUAUUCUUGCCAACCCUGGUAUGCUGGAGCAAUGGAAAGAUUGCAGGCAGAGACUGAACUUAUUAAUAGGGUAAAUAGUACUUACCUUGUGAGACACAGGACCAAAGAGUCAGGAGAAUAUGCAAUUAGCAUUAAGUACAAUAAUGAAGCAAAGCACAUCAAGAUUUUAACAAGAGAUGGCUUUUUUCACAUUGCAGAAAAUAGAAAAUUUAAAAGUUUAAUGGAACUUGUGGAGUACUACAAGCAUCAUUCUCUUAAAGAAGGUUUUAGAACCUUGGAUACGACCCUACAGUUUCCAUACAAGGAGCCAGAACAUUCAGCUGGACAGAGGGGUAAUAGAGCAGGCCACAGCUUGCUAAGUCCGAAAGUGCUGGGCAUCGCCGUUGCUCGGUAUGACUUCUGUGCCAGAGACAUGCGAGAAUUGUCCUUGCUGAAAGGAGACGUGGUGAAGAUUUACACGAAGAUGAGUGCAAAUGGCUGGUGGAGAGGAGAAGUAAAUGGCAGGGUGGGCUGGUUUCCAUCCACGUAUGUGGAAGAGGAUGAAUAA